UCUUCCUGCCUCUGUGGUUCCUCCCCACCCUGUCUCACCUCAGCAUCUUCUUCUGAGCUCUGAGCCCCAGAAGCUACUUUCACUCCUAACCACACAGCUGUGCAGAUUGCAGCCGCGAUGUGGCCGGCAACCUUCCCUGCUGCUGGCUUAAUGCUGUGGGGGCUCUGGAUAGCUGCCCCCUUUGCUAGCACCUCUCUGGCCCCAGACCUGAGUAAGUCCCAACUGACUCAGAUGUUCCAGGAUUUUAUGAGGCAGUUCAAUAAAACCUACGUGAGCCAAGAAGAGAUGCGAUAUCGGUUCAAGGUCUUCGUGCAGAACUUAGAAGUCAGCCGGCGGCUGCAGGCUGAGGAGUUAGGGACAGCGCAAUAUGGAGUCACCCGCUUCAGUGACCUGACAGAAAGCGAGUUUGCGAUGAUGUUUGCCAUCCCCCAACCCUCCCAGCUCGGCCUGCCCCCCACCUUGAGGGAAUCAGGUAACUCCCGCCCGGGGAAAACAAGCAAAUCCUGCGACUGGAGAAAAACUGGCGUCAUCCCAGCCGUAAAAUACCAAGGCGAAGAGUGCAGGUCUUGCUGGGCUUUCGCUGCUGUGUCCAACAUUGAGGCCUUAUGGAACAUCCACAGACAUUUGCCAAGGAACCUUUCAGUCCAGGAGGUAGUAGAUUGCACAUACAAGAUCGGUUGCCUGGGAGGAUUUGUGUGGGAUGGACUCCAGACUGUCUUCAACAGCAGCGGACUGUCAAACAGCCUUCUGUACCCCUACACCGGCAGAAAUCAGACAUGCCAAAAGCACCGGAAACGAAUGGUUACCCAGAUCGACGGCUAUGAAUUACUCCCCAGGGAUGAGAAUUAUAUCGCUGGAGUCGUUGCUUCCCAGGGGCCUGUAACUGCCCUUCUUAACGAGAAUCACCUUCAGCAUUACCAGAAGGGCAUCAUCCAAUCAUCUUCCCAGUCCUGCAACCCGAAGGAACUGGAUCAUGCUGUGCUCAUUGUGGGCUAUGAUGAAGUCAAAUCUCGACGUGGAUCCUGGACCGGACCAUAUUGGAUCAUCCAGAAUUCGUGGGGAGAGCACUGGGGAGAAAAGGGCUACUUCCGGCUGCACCGUGGCACCAACACUUGCGGCAUUGGCAUGUUCGCGGCAACGGCGAUUGUCCGGGAUUCCGGGGGAAAGAAGCCUGUGGUUUGCCGUCCUUGACGGCGCAACUGCGUUCAUGUGAAAGAGGAAGCUCUACGGCAGGGGGAGACCGUGGGGUGCUAAACUCCAAUUCCCAUCGCCUCUGACAACCAUGAGCCAUGAUGGCUGCAGCUGAUGGGAGCUGGAGUCCAGCAUCAUCUGGAAGCGACCGCAUGGGCUGACUCCUACAGUGCAUCACUUCUUUGUGGCUCGAAUCAGGCCUGCCACCGUUGUUUCUCCCCUUGCACAGCUUCUAAUGCCACAAGCUGUCAUACCCCAGACAUAUUUUUCUAAAGCAUUAUGUCAACGAACAGUGCAGACUCCCAAUUUUGUUGUUGUGGACUGCAUGCCAGCAAUGGGGCAGGGUUGAAGCCAGCAGUGGUGGACCUAUAUU
Molecule: messenger RNA, 1564 nt
Organism: Lacerta agilis (Sand lizard)
Lineage: Eukaryota; Metazoa; Chordata; Lepidosauria; Squamata; Lacertidae
Gene: CTSW
Product: cathepsin W
Exons: 11
Coding region: 118-1191 (357 amino acids)
Cellular component (GO): lysosome
Molecular function (GO): cysteine-type endopeptidase activity
Source: RefSeq, a predicted model, not a curated record